AUGUCCCUCCCUCGAGCUUCAGAUUCCUUUCGUCGACUGCCACGGCUAUCCUCGCAAUUCCAGCAAUCGCGACCCGUCACCGUCCCCCACAAAUUCGCACCUACCCACCAAGACAACACCACCAGCACAACCCUUAAACCAACACGAUCCUUUCAUUCCACGCCUCAUCUCUCCGCCGCCCGCCGCUCCCCAACCGUCCGUCGAGCCGAAGCAUCUCGAACCCGCAUUGCAUCCUCGCCCCCAAUCUACAACGCACCAGUGAGAGGAGUCAAGGAUGGCCGUCAUCAAUUUCUCGAGGAACACGGCAUACAGUUAUGGGCCGAUGCGCAGAGGGCUGGGUUAAUCCCAAAUGCAGUGGAUCAACAAGUCUUCAUGCGUGUGGGGUCUGCGCUUCUUGACAAGGCGUAUACACAGGCACCGUCGCGAGAAGCGAUUCGGGAGAUUCAUGAUGACCCCGACCUCACCUUCAACGUCGGCCAAGUCGUCUCCAUCGGCGACCCCAGGUUCCGCGAAUGGGUCGUAACAGCCUGCACCCUCGCAGAAGCCCGUUUUGCAACCAUCAUAUCCGCAACUCGAUUCCUCGAUAAAGCUACAACAGCCCCGAAAUUAUCAAUCGCCCUCAACAGAAUUGAAUACUUAGCCCUGCAAGUGCGCGAUCCCGUCUCGAUGACCUUGCACGCACGAGUACUCAUCCUCCGCGAGCAAUACAACGAGGCGCUAGCAUUGAUAGAAGAAGUAAUGCGGGUUAUCCGUCCGGUUACUACUUCGCGACCUAGUCAGGAUAAGCAUUUUCCGUUGGACUUGGCUCCGUGGAAUGUUUAUGAGGAGGUCAACAGGAAGAUGGGGAAUGACGAUGCGGCAGAUAAGGCUGUUGAAACGGCUGCGCGGGAGUAUCACGAUCCGCAGGCAUUGUUUAGGCUCGCUGGGAGGCAUAUGAAGGAUGGUGAUUUGGAGAAUUACGAGGCAUGCAUGAGCAAGGCUGCUUCUACUGGUAAUGCUGAUGCGUGUAGGAAGUUGGCCAAUUUCUACUACCUGACUUGUCUGGGUCAUUAUCCGCGACGCGGGGAGGAUGCCACGGAACAGAAACUGCGGCAGCAGCAAGAGCAGCAGAAGAAAAGCUGGAUAUCCUCCUUUUUCGGCCGCAUGCUCUCUCCAGACGACUAUCUCAAUCUUGCGCGCGAAUGGUAUGAACUUGCAUGCACCCAUGGCAGCCACGAUGCGGCUCUGACGAUGUCUUUGCUGCUGCGACUAGAUGGGAAGUUUGAUUUUGGAAAACAAUAUCUCGAGAUGGCCGCGCAGAAGCCGGGUCUUGCGUCCGCAAUUCGGGGGUAUAGGGUUAAUUGGCAUAACAAGGAGCUCACUAUGAAUGUUGACUUGAAGCGGCUUGAUGUUUAG
Molecule: messenger RNA, 1395 nt
Organism: Aspergillus chevalieri
Lineage: Eukaryota; Fungi; Ascomycota; Eurotiomycetes; Eurotiales; Aspergillaceae
Exons: 2
Coding region: 1-1395 (464 amino acids)
Molecular function (GO): protein binding
Source: RefSeq, a predicted model, not a curated record